CAUCCAUUGUAUUUUUAUUUUUUAAAAAAAAAUUAAACCAAAACUCUUCUUAAUCUUGUUCUUCCUCUCUUAUUUUAUUUUAUUUUUCUUAGGGUUUUUUGAAACUUUGUAAUUAAAAAAUAAAAAUGGGAAGAGGGAAAAUAGAGAUGAAGAAAAUUGAAAAUAUAAGUAGUAGACAAGUAACAUUUUCAAAACGAAGAGCUGGACUUUUUAAGAAAGCUGAAGAAUUGUCUGUUCUUUGUGAUGCUGAAAUUGGUGUUAUUGUUUUCUCUAAUACUGAUAGGCUUUAUAAAUUUGCUAGCUCCAAAUCCAGUAUGGAAAAAAUUGUGGAGAGAUAUAACAGUUCUUCACAUUCAUUUGAGCAUCCUAUGAUCGAAAAUGUGGUAGAGCCUGAAUUGAAUUCCUUGAAAGCUGAAGUUGCAAAAUUACGAAAGGCUACCGGAAGGAUGAUGGGGAAAGAACUUGAUGGCCUGGACUUCAAAGAGUUGCAGCAAUUAGAGCAUCAACUAACUGAAGGCAUUUUAUCUGUUAAGAAUAAGAAGGAACAAGUACUAUUGGAGCUACUUGAAAAAUCAAAUCUGCAGAUUGAGGAGCUUGGCCACAAAUCAUGUAAUCAUUAUCCUGAAAAUUAUGAAGCAGCAAGGAAAAUUUCUGGUGGAAAUACAACAGUAAUUUGUGAUUUUAAAUCAGUUGAAGAAGAAAAUUCAGACACUUCUUUGAGCUUAGGACUAUCAGUUGCUACAAGUCAGAAGAAAAAAAAUCCACAGAUUGAAUGCACUUCAAAUGAUUCUGAGAAUCUAAUGAUUUUAGAUUAAUAUUUUCUUGAAUACAAACUCACAUUUUUCAUAAUAUUUAUUGUUUUUUGUUUAUGUCUAUAGGCAUUUUGCCCUACCUAUAGUUCUGUUUACUAGAACUAGAAUGUUGUAAGACCAUCACAUGAAUGUUGUGUAUUUUUUUAUUUUCUGUUCGAAGUUUGAUAUCCGCUUUUGAGACUGAUUAA
Molecule: messenger RNA, 1000 nt
Organism: Solanum lycopersicum (tomato)
Lineage: Eukaryota; Viridiplantae; Streptophyta; Magnoliopsida; Solanales; Solanaceae
Product: MADS-box transcription factor 23-like
Biological process (GO): positive regulation of transcription by RNA polymerase II
Cellular component (GO): nucleus
Molecular function (GO): protein dimerization activity; DNA-binding transcription factor activity, RNA polymerase II-specific; RNA polymerase II cis-regulatory region sequence-specific DNA binding
Source: RefSeq, a predicted model, not a curated record